GUGGGGUAGUGGGAGUGGUGAUUGUAGAAAACAGUUAGGUUUAGCGGUCUGUCUGCAGUAGUCGAGUUAUUGACGAGCGGAGGCGGUUGUGACACUCACUGAUAGAAUUGUCCCGCUUUUAGACAUAGCGCUUGGAUCGUUUACAGUAAGGUCCAUAACAAAAGGACAACAUGUUUAAGUCCAACGGUUCCUACAGCCCUUCGGAAGAGAAGCCUGUCCAGAAAGGAGCAGAUCACGAUGAGGAGAAAGCGUUGUUCUUGAAUAAGAAUGAGAAGGAAGACCCCCCUCCCUACCCAGGAGACUACUCGUCUUAUCCCAUGACAGACGUCAAAGUGGACUUUUCUGGUCACCCUAAUGGUGUUGCUAACGGCGGUCUUUCUCCUAUGUCCCCGGUCGAAGGAAAGCUCCUUAACGACGACGACUCUGAUGAUACCAGUUCGGCUGAUUCGGAUAAAAACACAAGGCAUACGUGGGGGAGGAAGACCGAGUAUGUGCUGUCUAUGAUCGGGUACUGCGUAGGACUUGGAAAUGUCUGGCGUUUCCCCUACGUCUGUAUCAGGAAUGGAGGAGGUGCUUUCCUCAUCCCGUUCUUCAUCUGCCUGACGUUGUGCGGUCUACCCCUGUACCUUAUGGAGGUAGCCCUGGGCCAGUUUGUCAACCUGAGUCCGCUGCACGUCUUCAACAUCUGCCCCUUGUUCAAAGGAAUCGGCAUCUCCAUGAACGCCCUGUGCAUCAUCUGCUCCUGGUAUUACACGAUGAUCUUGGCCUGGUCCCUCAUCUACCUGGUGUACUCCUGCAUGUCCCCUCUGCCUUGGACGCGCUGUGACGGAUGGUGGAACACCGAAAAUUGCGUCACCCCUCAGAUGAGGAAAGAAGCAUUACAGAACGCAUCACUAGCUGGGGGUAACCUCACUGAUCUCGUUGGGUACGGUCUGAACGCUACGGUGUUGCUCAACGGAAACGAUACGUUCUCGAACUCCACCCUUAUUGGAAAUGUUACCCGCAAGACCAUUGGUGCCUCAGAGGAAUUCUGGCUGCGUAAUGUCCUCCAGUUGUCUGACAGUCUGGCGGAUAUCGGCACCAUCCCCUGGCAGUCUGGUGUGGCUCUUCUUGUGGCCUCUAUCAUCGUGUUUAUGUGUAUUGUCAAGGGCGUGAAGACUGUCGGAAAGGUUGUGUAUGUGACUGCUACUCUCCCCUACCUCCUGCUGACGGCCUUUUUGAUCAAAGGAGCCACUUUGCCCGGAGCCGGGGAGGGAGUCCUUUACUAUCUCACUCCUGAUUUCAAGCCCCGGACUUGCCUUCGUGGUAUACCCAGAGGCCAUCUCGUACCUGCCCGUACCACAGCUCUGGGGAGUCAUGUUCUUCAUUAUGCUGUUCACCCUGGGUCUCGACUCACAGUUUGUGAUGUGCGAAGUGACUCUGACAACCGUCAAUGACUUGUGGCCAAAGAUCAGAUUGGGCUCCAGACAGCUGAUCUUCAAGUCUUGCUAUCUCCUUGCCUUGUUUCUGAUUUCCCUACCGUACGCAGCAAAGGGAGGUAUGUACCUCUUCCAGCUGGUGGACUGGUACUUUGCAGCUUUUGCUAUUGUGGCCAAUGGUUUAUUUGAGCUCAUUGCUGUCCACUGGAUUUAUGGGUCUGAACGUUUCAUGGACGAUAUCAAGCUUAUGAUUGGCUACAAACCGCACUACAUCCUCGUUAUUUUUUGGAGGUUUAUUACACCGUUGGUGUUGCUGACUGUGAUAGUGACAGCACUGAUGGCCUACGAUCCUCCAGUGUUCCAAGACUACAUCUACAGUAGCACCGAAGUCUUCUUUGGAUGGCUCCUCGCCAACGUCUCAUUCGCUCCCGUCCCUCUCUUCGCUAUUUUUCUGAUGGUGAGAACACCAGGAUCGUUCUUGCAGCGGUUAAAGAAGUGCCUCACUCCUAACAAACAAUGGGAGCCGUCCGUGGUGGCGCUGAGGGAGCAAUAUCAUCGGGACAACCAGCACAAGACGAUAUGUCCUAACCCCUUUCCAUGUGUCAGCCGGCAGUCAUAGCCUUACGUUCCACCAUCUUGCACAACGUGUACAUAACCAUCUUUUCUUUUUCUCCUGAGAUCUGCUGAUGUUUUAGUUACAUUCAUCAUACUUUCAUUUUGUAAUUUUGUAAACUACACUACUUGUCCACUACCACAUCAACCGACACGAGAUUUCUAUGUAUAUAUUAUGUAGGAUACUUGUGUUAUCAAUAAUGUCAUUAAUAUUAUUAUUAUAUAAUAAUAUUUAAUGUACGUGUACAUUAUGUUCGAAAAAAAACAACACAACUGCAAUGCACGUCCAGAUACAUGGAUAGCUCAGACAUCACUUGAAUAGGAAUGCAUACAUCUGAAAAUAAUCAAUUUUCCAACCUGAAGCAUUUAUAAUCUAGACCAUAAGUAGAUCUACUCUACAUUCAAACGUUAUGCAUUUUUAGUGUUGCUAUACCUUCUUGGCAAAAUGAAGAACAUGCCCACAUUUUUCAGUCACCGUUUUAAAGCAUCGAAGUUAAAAUAAGACUGUCAUUUGCAAAUGGAAAUCAUUUUCCUUGAAUUGCGUGUAGAUAUUUAUUGCUAGUCAAGUUGAGUAGGAUGGACUAAAUUAUUGCUUAUUAUUUGAUUUUGUUGGUGAGAAGAGCCUUUGCAUAUUCUUUGGAAUUUAUAUUUUUUCGGGGGUAGAUUUUCUUCCUCUCAAUAUAAGUUUCUGAAGUGUGAGUUGGAGAAGUUCUAGAUCAAAUAAAGGGAGAGUAAUUUCGUCAAGUUUUCCCCCCACCGGAAAAAAAAUUAGAACCCGUGGUGGUCUAAAAUCGACAAAAGGAGGCUUCGCUGCCACCCGGGCAAAAUUCAAAAUUCCCUAGCAACUGAAAAUGUUUAAUGUGUCCCGCGCGCUUAAAUGACAUUGUGCAGAUGCGAGCACCGUAAAACACUUACAAAAAAAAGAACGAUUUGGUAUAAUAUUAUUAUAAUGUGCUAUUAUUUAUGGCGUCUUCAUCUCCCAAUAAUUCCAAUUAGUCCCCAUGAGAUCUCGCAACACCCCGAAUGGAUUCCAGAUAACGGGAGUUCUCGUUUUUUAACCGUUUAGAUUUCCCCUUAACUUGCGUUUCAUAAGUUAUUAGUGCAAGAAUUUAUUUGUCUUAAGUUAAGAUUCCUAUAGCUACAGCAAUAUAGUUAGCCAUGGCCUAUUGAUGUAAAUACAUGUACGUAUAGUAAGAUAUUAACUGUGUCGGGUUUAAACAGAAAACAUUCAAACUGCAGCCCGGGGACCGAGAAUCCAAAGGGGCGUCGCAUGGAACGUAUUUACAGGGUUUUGAAAAUUAAUUUUGAAAAAGCAAUGCAUAAUGAAACAUUAUUUCGGUAAAACUAUUACUUGAUUCAUUCCUUACCUGUACAUAGGGGCUCGUAGUUCUGGUUAAACCUGGCUCAAGAUAUCGAUGUAUCGAUUACGAAAUUAUAUUCAUAAAAAAGUUUCAUUAUCAUCACUCAUCAUAUGUUAAAACGAGUGACAUACUGCGAAACAAUUAAUUUCAUUGUAUGUAAAACAUGUAAUUUAAAUAUUAUACUGCAAUCAUGACAAGACGUAGGUUUAGAUUUAAUCCAAUUUAUUUGGCUUCCAUUUAGAAAUAAAACAUUCUUCCAAGUGAGUCAUAUGAAAGUAAACGAUCAAAUCCUCUGAAAAGUAGGGAAUUAUUCUACUCGGAAACAAAGAAAAAGUGGAAUAAACAACGUUAAGAUCGUACUCAAACAACUGUCACCAUCCAUUGCAAAUGUCUCAGCAUUUUUAUAAAAUAUUUAUGAUCAGUCCAACGAUCUUUUCCCAUGGUCGUCCAAACCAACGAAAUGAUAAGUCAACUAGCCUUAUCAAGGUCGAUCACGAUUUGUUGACACAUUGACAUAUAACUGCUAUAACAAUAUGGUAACAAAUGAUAAUUACUCCAGGAUGAUAUUUCAAAAUGCGUUGUACUAUAUACACAACAUAUUAUUUGACUCAGAGGUCUAUUUAUUUUGAUCUUUUGGAAGACUUAAAUAUUGGGCCUGUGAAGAGCGAAAGAAAAUGAAUUAUUUUCCCAGUCUUCACAUAUUUAUUAUAAAUGCCAUUUUUGUUGAAGUGUGUUAAUGUUAGUAGUUUAUUGUUACUAACAUUACUAUUGUUGAUUUUAUUUUUUCAAUUUUAUGUUCGUUUAUUUUGAAGAAAAAACCCUCUCAAUAAUCAUGCUGUGAUUCCAGAUUGCAAUAAGUGAAAGUUUAAACGAACUCUACCAGUAUUGAUUAUACUUUUUGUUUUCUUAAACUUUCGUUGAAGAUGAAAAGAAGCAGGAGUCACAAUGAAAGAAAAACAAUUAAUAUAGAUACUUUGAAUAAAUAAAACAUGAAAAGAGAUUGGGCUGGUAAUGUCAAUAAACAGAAAUGCUUUCAUUAUCAAUCAAUAUGUACUGACAAAAAUUGAAGGCACUAGAUAAAUCAUGUUGUGCUCAACAGGAAUGUUGUUAUGACCAUACAGAAAGUUCAAUGAAACAGUACAACCAAACAAUAUGGGUCUCUGGGAAUCAGUCGAGUCUCAUAGCAUAAACAAUAGAAGAGUAAACGUUUGACUUACGACCUGAAACGUUGUGUCGUGUAAACCAAUCAAAUGUUUAUUAAUUAUUCAAAUAAUAAUACCAAGCUUUAAAAGACUAAGACAAUUGUUUAUCGAACUACGUUUUAUAAACGAACAGUUGUUUAGCAUACUUAGAACAUUGUCAUUCAAUCACAACACUUAUAAGUGUGCAUGUACUACCGAUAUGUGUGUUCGUGAGUGUGUAUUACGAUUUGAAGGAAAGAUUUGAGAGUAACGGUGUGUAUGUGUCCAUUUAUCUACUCAUCUGACAUUGGACCAGGACUGUCAUUUAUUUUCUUCCUAAGAUGCUGACAUAAUGUAUUACAUUAGAUGCGUUUCUACUUCCACUGAUCUCGUAUAAACUCAUUUGUUUUUGGGUGUUUUUUUAAAACUGCUUUUCUUUUCUCUAUUAAAACAAACAAAGGGGUAGGAAAGUAAAGAUAACAUACAUGUGAUUAUGUUGUUUUAAAGGUAGAAAAAAAAACUUUAACAGUUUCUGAAACAGGCCGAUUGCUUUGCAGUCAGGGAUAAGGCUCAAGGGUGUUUUGCAACAGCAAAUGUGGGUGGUCGCAGCUUGGGGUGGACUAUACUAUAUUUUUAUUCCUUGUUGAGAUUACUUUUGAAUAUACAAACUUUGUGUAUCUUGCCUUUGAUUAUAUCUAUGCACUAUUCUUUUGUAAAUAUGUACCCAUUUUCAUUGUUUGUGAGAGUUGUACGACAGUUCUAAUGUCGAGCGAUGUGUUUACUUUCUUAUACUGCAAUCUUAGGAAAACAGAUCGGCAUUACCAAAAGUGAAACCACUUCUCAAACACAUUUCCCUUUACACACACGCGCGGACUUGUAUUUACUUAAAAAUGCAAACAUACAAACACAUACAUGUACGUGUGCACAUAAACUCACAUAAACGCACACACUAACUCAUACACAGGCACACACACACACACGCACACACACACACACACACACACACACACACACACACACACACACACACACACACACACACACACACACAAACAUUCAGCCACCCGGAAAUUUUCGGAGAGAAUGAGAGCAUAAAAUGGGAGAGAAAGAAAA
This is a messenger RNA of Aplysia californica (California sea hare), 5685 nucleotides long. Its product is annotated as sodium- and chloride-dependent betaine transporter. The record is from RefSeq and is a predicted model, not a curated record. NCBI's taxonomy places the organism in Eukaryota, Metazoa, Mollusca, Gastropoda, Aplysiida, Aplysiidae. Gene Ontology annotation, biological process: sodium ion transmembrane transport. Gene Ontology annotation, cellular component: membrane.